GUUUGGAGGGUCGAAAACUGUCGAAGAAAACUGCAAAAGUCCAUAUUUUUGUAGUCAACUCAACUCCCAUUAAAAGUUAAACCCAGUUGUCCAUCAUCGUUUGUACAAUUAAUAGUCUUCUUUCUCCUUCCCGAUCAAUCAAUGGCGUCUCGAAGUUUCAUCUUAUGGCUACACGGUUUAGGUGACUCUGGUCCAGCCAAUGAAUCAAUCCAUCAUCAAGACCUUCUUCACUUCGCCUCACUUCGCCAACACUCGUUGGUCUUUCCCUUCUGCUCCACCUCAACCUGUUACCUGUAACCGUGGUUUUGUGAUGCCUUCAUCGUUUGACAUUCAGGAGAUGCCAAUAACAGCUAAUUCCCUUAGGGAUGAAAGUUCGUUGCUUAAAGCAGUUCAAAAUGUGCAUUCAGUGAUUGACAAGGAGAUAGCUACUGGAGUUGACCCUAAGAAUGUGUUUAUUUGCGGAUUGAGUCAAGGUGCGUUGACCUUGGGUAGUGUUCUUUUAUAUCCAAAAACUCUUGAUCACACCAGAUGCGAAAAAAGGACUCCGAUAUUGUGGUUUCAUGGUAUGGCUGACAUGACAGUGUUGUUUGAAGCUGGACAAGCGGGCCCACCAUUCCUUCAACGAGCAGGCAUAAACUGUGAAUUUAAGGUAUAUCCCGAUCUUGGCCAUUCAAUAAGUGAUGAGGAGCUUCAACACAUGGAAUCAUGGAUCAUAUCCCGUCUACAAAGUUCUGCCUGAAGGUUUGACUAUCAUUGACUUUUCAAUUGUAUACAUCCCUAUAUAGAUGCAUAAAAUUUUAUAACCACAU
Molecule: messenger RNA, 809 nt
Organism: Lactuca virosa
Lineage: Eukaryota; Viridiplantae; Streptophyta; Magnoliopsida; Asterales; Asteraceae
Source: the annotation of a GenBank genome assembly